Amoebophrya sp. A25 is the source of this 1972-nucleotide messenger RNA. The record is from the annotation of a GenBank genome assembly. NCBI's taxonomy places the organism in Eukaryota, Dinophyceae, Syndiniales, Amoebophryaceae.
AAUCAUACCAAAAAUAAUUCAUGUUUUUACUCCUGAGGUGAUCGUGUCCUGAAAAAAAAUACGAUGACGAGUUACCCGAGCAGUUCUUUAACCGCUAUUCAGCAGCACGAAGAGCGCGUCAGCCGAACAACGCAGUUGAUACCGCUGUUUGCGCGCGCAAAUCUAGCUUUUUUCAAAGGAGAGGAUCCUGCGAUCAUUGCGAACUCUCUGUACAACGCUUCUUCGCGAACCGACUCCUAUAAUAUUAGCGCUGAUGGUUCGGACGAUUCUAGGGGUUCAUCUUUGUUCUCGUCACUUCUAGUAACGACAAGGUCGACAUCCACUCUGCAUCUCCUCCAGUUAGCGGUUAUACUAACCAUCUUGCCUCUUCUCCUUUCGGCUGUUUUCGGUCGUCGACGCCUUCUCAAAGAGCAGACGUGGCCGAUUCAAUUCCGUGCACUUGUCUUCUUCAUUGUUUGCGUCCUUUUUGUCGAGUUCUAUGGCUAUCUGGAACGUAUAUCAGUGGACCACGAGAUCACACGAGCUGCUUUCGGGAACAACCAGAUUCAAAAUUCUACCGCGUCAUCAUCUCCAUCAACACAACAAGAGGACUUCGUCAACAUCAGAGGUGGAGAUCUGCUCAGUAGCACGACAACAAACAACAUUCGAGACAAGAAUUAUGGGUGUAGGGAAUUCAUCAUCUCCAAAUGAGUCAUCUGAGAUAGAGAAAAAGACAAGAGGAAAUAAAGGGACCCAGAUGAUCCCUGAGAUGAAUUCCCGAUACCUCUAAAAGAAACAUCAAGAACUACAGCAGCAAUUUUUAUCAACCUCAGGCUCAUCAACUUCUGCUAUGCGACUUAGUCGGAAUCCUUUGCUCCUUCUUUUUUUAGGAGGAUUGUUACCAGCUUCCGCGUUUCUCGUGGACUCAGCGUGGAUGUGGUUCGUUUCCCUACCUGGUGCGACUUUGCUCAGCCACUACACAUGGAUCUUACCGGUGGAAGGUAUGCUUUGUCGGGAGCUUCAAGACUCUGGGGAGUUGUAUCUUCCUAGGACUACAAGUAGAAGUGCAAAAAGAACACUUAGUAGCGAUGGUGAAGAAGAGGACGAAGAGGAAGAUACAAUUAAGGGUUUCCGAAUUGCAUUCCACACUAGCAUCCCUAGCUCUUUUCCCAGUAGAAAAGAUGCCAGGGAUGUUGAUGUUCUGAGGUGAGUAAUUCCGUAACCUCUAAUACAAAGAAUGAUACAACAAGCACAUCAUCAACCUCCUCCGGGAGCAUGAGGGUAUUCCCGUCCUCUUGCGAUGAUGAGGAUCUCUUCGCCGGAAUGCCGAGGUAUCUAGAUCUCGCGCAAGUCCUUAUGUUCAGCGUCAAGAAGUGUCUCACAGCAGCAGGGCUCUAUCAACCUGGCUCUUCGGAGGGAACGAAUCGAAUAAGCCGACCUUCAUCCACGACUACGACUAGGUCCACUGAGUCUAUUGCUAUUCAUCGGGAUAGUCCUCGUGGAAGAAUCAGUACAACUAGAUUAUCUUCUCCUAGAUAUGAAGAUGAACUGGUAGAUUCUCCAUCUCCGCAUAGUACUGAACUGGUAGACGCUCCACUGGUAGAAGAUAAUGGAAAAAGGAGAAAACAUGCCAUGAGCAAGCAUCCCGCUUCCUUAGUAGAUGCUCUAUUUCCAUUCGCGCCGUCGUGGAUCCGUGAGUGGACGACCACCAGUAUGAACAGCGCUAGUAGUACAGCAAAAAGAACGAGUACCAUAUUAGGGAUUGAUGCAGAGCUCUAGUAGGGCUGCUGGCACCAGCCUUCUAGUAAGGCUGCUGGCACCAGCCUUGAUGGAUUCAUCGGAUCAUCAUGUGCAUGAUUUGCAUUCAAGGGAACAGAACAACAAUAUUUGAAAGAUAAUUUCAACAAUUGCAAGAAAAUCACACAUCAACAGCAGACAGAGUGUAGUGCCAGUUACACGACCAGAAAGUAGCUGGGUCGAUGCAAGUACGUAG